Messenger RNA from Setaria italica (foxtail millet), 6348 nucleotides. RefSeq names its product ethylene-responsive transcription factor ERF094-like. Bases 31 to 819 code for a protein of 262 amino acids. The record is from RefSeq and is a predicted model, not a curated record. NCBI's taxonomy places the organism in Eukaryota, Viridiplantae, Streptophyta, Magnoliopsida, Poales, Poaceae. Gene Ontology annotation, biological process: ethylene-activated signaling pathway; regulation of DNA-templated transcription. Gene Ontology annotation, molecular function: DNA binding; DNA-binding transcription factor activity. The transcript is spliced from 2 exons.
CUGCCUUCUCUUCUUUCUUCCUCCUGCGAAAUGGAAACAAAGUCAACCAGAGCACCACCAUUUCAUCCGGCACACAUGGAGCUCCUCCACCCCAUCCACGGCGGCUUCUACCUGUACGGCGACUACGCCGCCGCGACGUCGUCGUCGUCGUCCUCCACCUCCUCCUCCGACUCGCUCCCGUUCGGCAUGGGCGGCGGUGGCUGCUGCGGCGACGAGGUGCCCGCGCCCGCCGCGUCCGAGGCCUCGGUGCCGGCAGCGGCUGCCGGCGGCGCGGGACGGGCGGGGCAGCUGGCGGCGCCGGGCAGCAGCAGCAGCGACAAGGGUGCGGCGUUCGUCGGUGUGCGGAGGCGGCCGUGGGGGAGGUUCGCGGCGGAGAUCCGGGACUCCACGCGGAACGGCGCGCGGGUGUGGCUCGGCACCUUCGACAGCGCCGAGGCCGCCGCCAUGGCGUACGACCAGGCGGCGCUGUCGGCGCGGGGACCCGGGGCGGCGCUCAACUUCCCCGUCGAGCGCGUGCAGGAGUCGCUCCGCGCGCUCGCGCUCGGCGGCUGCAGCGGCGGCGGAGGCGCGGCCGCCUCCCCGGCGGGAUCGCCCGUGCUGGCGCUCAAGUCGCGGCACUCCAAGAGGAAGCGCCGGAAGAAGUCCGAGAUCGCGGCGGCGGCGGCGGCGGCGGCGGCUGCUGCGAACGGCGCGGUGGCAUCGGGCAGGAGCAGGAGCAAGAGCGCCGCCGCGGCGGCCGAGCAGCAGCGGUUCGUCGUCGAGCUGGAGGACCUCGGCGCGGACUACCUGGAGGAGCUCCUCAGGAUCUCCGAGAGCUAAGUGAUCACUUGAUGAUGCUCUCGCAGAACUCCAAACUACUCUAGCUAGCUUCUUCUGGGACAAAUGCAAUGUCCAAGCCUCCUUGGAUGGUGUUUUUGAUGAGGGGAAGUCUCAUUUUCGAAAUUUUUUGUGAUUUAGUUCUGAUUUGAACUAAAUCCCAAAACUUUUCGACGAAAAACCUUCAACCGGAAAUCGGAACCUAGAAAAAAAGAAAGAAACUUGUGAGUUCACUUUGAGAGCCUGGAAUCCAAUGUGCACUCAGAUCGGCGCCUGCUAUUUGCUGCCAUUCAUACGCACAAAUUGUUGUACAGUACUACAGUAGCCACUUACAUACAAGUGACAACUGACAAGUGACCAAUUUGAUGCCCCCUUUCCCAUGGAAUUCAGCUGUGUGGGUUUUCUGUGACUGGGGACUGCACUGGGAUUAUUGGUCCCGUACAUGCCACCCUAGAUGCAUGCAUCUCCCUGCUUUUUGCAUGGAUUGUACAAUAAUCCCUCGACCUGUAGAAUAGAAUAUAUGAAGAACAAGUUGUCCACCUUUUUACUGGCUUGUCAAUAUAUAUGCAGAUAUACAUGGUGCCAUCAUUGGAAUCUUGUGCUCUGUCCUUAUCCCUGAUUGGGAUGCGUACAUGUACUGAAGUGCCAUCUAUUAAUUUCUUCUUUGGAUUAUCUCCCACUGAUUGCUUGGGUUUUCUUUUAAUUGUUAUUAGAUGCAAAGGAUUUUACUUGCCUUUACCCGAGACAUGGUGUAGCAGUUCACGUGUGACCCCACUCUUUUUGCUCAUUCUUUGCAGAUUAGUUGGCAGAAAAGGUAACGAUCGUUUGAUGGCAAGUCUGGAUCUAACGACGACAUGGUGUAAGUAGUGCAAUUAUACCGUACCAGUUGCAAGUUGCCAUCCGAUCUGAAAACACUUAUUUCACUCCAUCAGUUAAAUUUGUGUGGCUCCCAUUUCACAUCAUUUUGCAUUUAUUUGGUUUUGGUAACUUAAGCGCAUGUACCUUGCAAGGUAGGGCCAUGCAAUGAAUUUUGUUUCUUCUUUCAAACUCAUCCAUCGUUGUCUUGUGGAUAUUUUGAGAGCUCUAGUUUUCUUGGCUUCAACCUUUGGUGGAUUUAUAGCAUCUCUAAAACUCACUCUCCAUAUCUCUAUUUAGAGAGUCAUCCUAGUAACAUUCACUUUCUAUCUCUCUUACAUCUCCAACAGAAUCUCUAAUUCUCGGAUCUCUAUAUCAACCCUUUGGAGAGCCGGGGAGCUUCUCCAUUAUUGGAGUGUGAGGCCAUGAUUUUAGAGAGAGCGAAAAUUUUAGAAAUCCAUUUGGAGAAGCUGUUGGAGGGGGAUUUUUCCUCAGAUUUUCUAAAGAUGGAGAUGGAGAGCUAAAUGGAGAUGCUUUUAUGUCUAAACUCAUUCCAGAACUAGUAACGCUAGGAACAGUUCUUUUAUCGUUCAAGAUGCCCCAUAUACAGGCAUGUGUCAGUUUUCGCCAUUCUUGAAGAUUUAGCCAUGCAAAGAUACAUUUACGACAGGUUCUAAGGCUCAUACAAAUAACUUUGAGUUUUUUAGUUAUGAUUGUGGCUAAUGCUCCAUAAACUGUGUAGUUGGAUCUGUUUGUAGUAGAUCAAAUGGUUUUGGAAUAAAAUUUUUAUAAAGAUGAGUAACUGGUUCUCCAGGUAUAAUAAACAUCGGGUGGGUGUCAAUAAUAGAUGCACUUCAGCAUGAAAAUGCUAAGAAGUGGCUGAUUAAUUGUUGCUGGUUCCUGCAAUCCUAUUAGUGCUACUUGAUCCGAUCCAUUGUAAUUUGAGUUAUUACCCAUGUGGUUAUUUAAAGAAAGUACCUUCAACAUGCAUCUCAAUUUAAAUAAUACAAAUUCCAAAGGACCAGAGUAUCACAGUACAUUUCAAAGUUUAAUUAAACAAUAAUUUAUUUAGAGAAAUUUGAUUGAUUCCUAUUUAAGUUAGUGAAGAAUUUGGGCAUAUAAAACAUGAAUACAUAAUCACGUUAUCCUUGUCAGUAGACAAAAGAAACCAUUUCCUAAAAAAAGGGUAGAGAUUAGGCAAAAAAAGGUAUAAAAAAUCAAGUAGACAAUGAAUAAAUCAUAUAAAGUAGAGCUUACUGCAAAAAAAAUAACAUCUAGUAAAAGAUACAACAAUAUCAAACAUAUAUUUAUAGAAACAUAAUGCUUUCUCAAAAGUUAUAGUAGUGUGUGUAGACUAAAAAAUUAAGUACCCUUUCAUGUUCUAGGCUUAAAGCAAUCCUUGAUCUCCAAUAACUAAAACAACCAGCUAGUCUCAUGGACACCUUUUUCACCUCUAAAUCUCAUUAGGGUAUACCCUGUAACCAGUUAACAUUCGGUCUCUCUAGCUCAUUUCAAGUUUGCAAUGCUCCUCGUCUUGAUGCUCACCUUCACAUCCAUACAUAUACAUUUUCGCCCCCAGUGUGCAUCACUGUUAUCUUAGUUUCGGUAACCUAGUAUUUGGUCUAUCAUUAUGUCUCUAAUAAUUGAUGAAGCUCGCCACGUGCAGCACUACACUAAUGCAUCAGGUGAAAAGUCGCUUCUAAUAGAUUUUAUGAACUCUGCAGGACCACCCCCAACAAUUCAAUUCACACAAUAGGUCAUAGGUACAACGUUGUUUCGCUAGUUUGCAGUGCCACAUUACACUAGUCCAGAGCAGAUUUUUCUAUAUAUACUUGAUAUAGCCGUGGCCCCAAUAAUGAUGCAUAGCUUAUCCAAGUAAUCUGUCCUAACUGGCUAACAGUCAGUAACCCGAUUGUUCAUAGGUGUUCUAUAGUUCAAUGCUAAUAUGCCACUCUACUUUGCAUGAUAAAGAUGAAAGUUAUGCAAUGCAGCUUUUAUUUUUCUAAAGUUUUAUCAACAAAAGAUAUGAUGCUUCAAAGGAAAUUCAAAUUAAGGGAAAAUAGUGUAGAGACGAAUGAAGGGGAAAAAAGAAAUUUUAAUUUCAAAUGCUAACAUAAGUAAAGAAGAGAACAAAUAAUAUAGGCCAGCUUUCUAUGAUCAGCCGUAUUAGCUUGUGGAACAUAGGAAAUGUCUUACUCUUGGAUACAUAUGAUUCUGGACCAUCCUAAUGGUAUCUCAUUGUAUUGACUACCGAUGAUAAUCCUCUGCAUGCUGCUAUUCCUACAUAUGUAACGGGUGAUUUCACCAGGUCAUAAUAUGAAAAUGUUUUGGAUUAGUUGGGCCAAUGAGUCGUUGAGAGAUCAUUUGUUUUUCCGAACUUUAGUACAGUACACUUCACAAAAGAAAGAUGUUUGUUCACAAUCCCUGCAAAAAAUAGGAUUUUUUGGAUCUUGCCCCUACUUUAAUUUGAAGUGCAAUGGUAUUUUUACCCUUAUUUUUCUAACUUUGUGAUUUUACCCUCCACUAUUCAGUGAUUUUGCUCUUGGUUUUUGCGUAUUUGCUCCUAUUUUGACCGUUGACUAGGGGCAAAAUCGCAUUGACUUGUGAAUAGUCGAGGACAAAAUUACAAAGUUGAAAAAACGAGAGCAAAAUCACAAUUACACUUCAAAACAGGGGCAAGAACACAAAUACCCCAAAAAAAUAAGAUCAACAUUGAAUAUAUUUAUUUACUUCACUUUUGAAAGAUAAAAAGAAAUUAAUGCCACACCAAGAUCACAUGUAUCGUGUUGGAAACAUUCCUUUUGAAAAUUCUAAGUUCGGAUGUGUGGUUUAUUCAGUUUUGGACAUUUUUUAACUUUAAACACAAUUAUCUCUUGAUUGGCCUAUUCUAAAAUUGAUUAAUGCAUUAUAUUCUCUAUUGAUAAUGAAGCAAAAUAAUAUCAAGAUGAAAUAAAAUAUUUCCCCUUCAAAAAAUACAAAUAUUUUCUUUUUCUAAAAGGAUCCACCUCAUAUUAUUCCAUUCAUUCACAUAAAAAUAGUGAAUAUUCUAGCUAAUUGCUGGAUCAUGCUUCCUGAAUUCUGUGUAUCGUAGUGCAUAUUGAAAGGGGAAAAAAAAUCUAGAUCACAACGAUUAACUUGGCAUUUAACGGAUACUGUAUGCAGUAUGUGGGUGCAUGGUGCAAAGCUGCAACAAAAGAAUUUCUGCCACUGCACAAUACCAAGUUUUUUUUUAGGAAUGCACAAUGCCCAGUUCACAACGAAGAGGUUUUUGCAAUUUUCCCAACACAAAUGAAAAAGGAAUCCAAAAACAAAAAUGUGGCCUAAUGGGCCUAAUGGGCUGAUCAAUUACACGUCGACCUGAGUACCUGUGUGGAAAAGUCUACUUGAGUGUGCACUCGCUUUGACCGUUUGACCUGGGCACUGAGAAAGAAACGACCAAACGCAUUCGACAAGACGACAAACCGCAUCCAAGAUACGAAGCCAAGCAUCCCAAAUCGCAGGUCGCCACAGAUUCCGCCAAGCAGCGACGGUUCCAUUCAAAUCCCCUCCAACCCCCCUCCCCGUGAUCACGCUCACGCCGCGUGCUAACCCUCCUCCUCUUGCUCACCAGUUCACCAUCGUCCUCCAUGACGCCGCAGCAGCCGGCGGCAGCCCGGGCAACGACGCGCUGCUCGACCUCCUGCGGCGCGUGAAGUCGGAGGCGCUGCGCGCGCUGGGCCCUCGCGGCUUCGACCCCAAGCUCUACGUCGACAUGCCGCUCGCCGCGGGCGCGGACCUGAUGCUGGCGGCCGCCCGGCGCCGGCACGGCGCGAGCUGGAGGCGUUCCUAGCCCGGUACCUCGCGCCGGCCGGGUCGGACCUCAUGACCGCCGACCCACCGGACCUGGCGUUGCCGGAGCCGCGCGCGGGUUCCUGCCCCGGGUGGAGAGCGGCGCGGCUCGGGCAUGUUCGCGGGAGGUGCACGCGCUGUGGAGGAACCUGACGCGGCGGGUGGCGCUGGGCGUCGCCGCGCGGCCGGGGGCGGCACACGCUGCUGCCGCUUCACGGCAGGGCGGUCGUGCCGGGCUACGGCUACCGGGAGCUCUACUACUGGGACUCCUACUGGGUCGUCAGGUCCUUGCGCCUCCGCCUCGACCUCUUCCGGCCACCGUGCUAGCUCGCCGCCGCUUUGCUUCUGCUUGCUCGACUCGUCAAGCUGUGGAUAUCACGUCAGGUUCAGUGUUGACGAUGGUGCAGGGGAUUACUGGUGAGCAAGAUGUACGGCACCGCCAAGGAGGUCGUGCUCAACCUCUUGUACCUUGUCAAGAGAUAAGGCUUCGUUUCUCAACGGUGCGAGAUCCUACUAUACUAAUCGAAGCCAGCCACCACUUCUGCUCCAUGGUUUUAGAGAUAUACUCAGCAACCGGUGAUUUGGACUUGCUCUGCUAAAAGAGCAUAAGUUCUGGAUAGUGGAUGCCAGGUUUACUACUUCAGCAAACAUAUGAAACAUGCUAUCCGUCACAUCAUUUGAGGCAUUGUUUGAAUUACCACACCGAUACUUUUAUCCUAAACUAAACUUAUUAUUCAGAUUUUCACAGAGUAGUGGUAAGGGAUAACCAGGAACGGAUACAUAGCUUGACUCGCUAUCAAGCUAAGUGGAAAAAACCCAGUUUGAUUUAUUUUGUAUAAUUUUCACAGA